This is a messenger RNA of Lymnaea stagnalis (great pond snail), 547 nucleotides long. NCBI's taxonomy places the organism in Eukaryota, Metazoa, Mollusca, Gastropoda, Lymnaeidae. The record is from the annotation of a GenBank genome assembly.
UUUUUCACAGUCCUGUUAAUGUUUAACUUUGUCCUUGUUCUGUUUAAAUAUGUCCUGGUUCUUUUUAACACUGUCCUGUUCCUGUUAAGAGUGUCCUAUAUAUGUUUAAAAACAAUCAUGUUUCUGCCUAAAACUGUUCUGGUUCUGUUUAUCAGUGUCCUGGUUCUUUGUUACACAAAGUUUAUUCUUUUUAAAACUGUCUUAGUCUUGUUCAACACGGUCCUGAUAAUAUUUAAUACUUUUAUGUUUUUGUUUGAUACCGUCCUAUUACUCUCUAUCACUGUCCUGGUUCUGCUAACAUUGUCCAGCGUCUGUACAACACAAUUCUGUUUCUGUGUAUUACUGUCAUGGUUCUGUUUAACACUGUUCUGAUUCUGUUUUACACUGGCAUAGUCUUGUUUAACACUUUUCUGUUUCUGUUAAAUACAUUGUCCAGCGUCUGUACAACACAAUUCUGUUUCUGUGUAUUACUGUCAUGGUUCUGUUUAACACUGUUCUGAUUCUGUUUUACACUGGCAUAGUCUUGUUUAACACUUUUCUGUUUCUG